UCAAAAGCAGCCCCACCUCCCGCACUCCUCCCAGCCUCCCCUCCCCUCCCCUUCUCUGGUCCUCUCUACCGUCUCGUCUGUACCAAAACACCAUGCCUGCCGGAAGAGAAGCACCCGAAGAGCCGCCCUUCCCGUGGCGUAGCGACAUGCUCGAGGGCAAGACGGCCAUUGUCACGGGAGGAAGCGCGGGAAUCGGCGCCGCGAUCACAAUUGCGUUGCUCCAGGCUGGGGCUUCCGUGGCGGUGCUUGCGAGGAGCCGCUCCAAGUACGACAAGCUCGUCCCCGUCCUGGAGGAGAGGAAGCUUCCGGUCGACAAGACCACCUUCAUCUCCAUCGACCUGUCGACCACGGAUGGCAUCCGGAAGGCGACCGUGGAGGCCAACGAGUGGGCCGGCGGCUGUGCGGAUAUCCUGGUCAACAACGCUGGCGUGGCCAGUAUCGCGCCAAUCCUUGAGGCAUCCGUGGAAGACUGGGACUGGACCAUGAACGUGAACGUCAGGGCACCCUUCAUCAUGUCCCAGGAGUGUGCCAAGAGGAUGAUCGCGCGCGGGAAGGGAGGAAAGAUCGUCAGCGUCUCGAGCACGGCGGCCCUCUUCGCACUGCACGACCACGCGGCGUACUGCACCAGCAAGGCCGCCAUCAACGGCCUCACUAGGGUGAUGAGCGCGGAGUGGUCCAAGCACGACAUCAAUUGCAACACCGUCGGCCCCACCAUCGUCUUGACCGACAUGGGCGCCAAGGCGUGGGGCGAACCGGAGAAGGGCGACCCCAUGAUCGACCGCACCCCCCUCGGCCGUUUCGCGGAGCCCUGGGAGAUGGCACACGGCGUGGUGUACCUUGUCAGCCCGUCCUCCAGCCAAAUGUGCGGGCAGAUGCUCCUCCUCGACGGUGGCAUCACCACCACCGGAACUCCCUGCGGAACGUAAUCGCCCAAACCGACGGUGUCGAUAUCAGAAGAAGGGGUCGUGCCGCUUAGAUGUGUCUUAUUAACGUGUGGUGGUACAUGGGUGCUUAUUUUGUCUCACAGCGGUGUUGAAUACAAAUGCGCUCGCUGUUGACGUGUGUACAUCAACCAUCUCUGUCGUGGUCACUGCGGUGCCAUCGUGUAGCCUGAGGUGCGUUGGGUGUUUCCCUUGCGUGUGAAACAUUAGGAACUUGACGUAUCGUGUGUUUGGCAUGCGCUCUAGGCGUCGCUUGUGUGUUUGCAGAUUGCUCAUUUGCCGGCUGGUGUGUACGUGCCCAUCAGGGGUAGAUGGUAGGACAGGAGCGAGCGGAACAAUAUCCUCCGAAAGGUGUUGAAACGACUCAGGUUGCAAAACGAUCUACUGCUCUAGGCCGUGUGGUGAUGAACUUGAGCUCACCCCCGUACCAGGGCCACAUGAUAUCGAUCUUCCUUUUUCGUUUCGGCGUUGUUCCUGACGUGGCGGCGGUUUUUCGGCGUGACACCAAGGACGACUUCUCCCUUCGCAUUGGAUCUGGACGGCAUGUAUUGAGGCGGAGUUCGACGUUCAGAUCGUUCUCUCUUUAUUUGCUGUCGCGUAUCUCUCGAUGGUCGAGAUGAAUACCCAAAUGCCAGUGGUCGUGAAAUGGAAGAACCAAGACGUGUUCACAAGCUCAGCUAGUAGUGUGAUACCGACCGUGAGAGUGCUGAGCCGUGUUCGACCGUGCAAGGAGCGAGAUCCGUGCAAAGCCCGAUACACAAUGUACAGAAGCACUUGGAUGAAGCGUGGUCGUAGAUGACGAGGAAGAGGUUUACUUCGUCCGUCGUAUAAAACACAAGAGCACAUGAACGAACAGUCUAAUUCAACGC
Ectocarpus sp. CCAP 1310/34 is the source of this 1810-nucleotide messenger RNA. Lineage: Eukaryota; Phaeophyceae; Ectocarpales; Ectocarpaceae. The record is from the annotation of a GenBank genome assembly.